Halichondria panicea is the source of this 3520-nucleotide messenger RNA. RefSeq lists its product as uncharacterized. The transcript is spliced from 4 exons. The record is from RefSeq and is a predicted model, not a curated record. Bases 609 to 2003 code for a protein of 464 amino acids. Lineage: Eukaryota; Metazoa; Porifera; Demospongiae; Suberitida; Halichondriidae.
UUCGUGGCGCAAGUCUGUACUACAUCAGUUUUACAUAAAUUUUUUAUCUGUGUACAGUACAUAGUAUGAGAAGUGAAGUGGAAGUGCGGCCUGGGAUCGAGGCUAUUACUCUGUAUGCAAGGCUCAUUAUUUUGCUAACUGGAUUGUUGACAAGAGACCGUUUAGAUCUACAGAACACAUCUGUGUGGUGGUUCUCAGUUUCAACUUCAAAUAAGCCAUGGACAACCAACCCCUCCUUGCCAUGGUCCCCAGUACAACCAGCCUCAGGGUGGCUACUCUCCCCCUCAGGCACAGCAACCUACUGGCCCUCCAGCCGCUGGCCCCCCUCCUGGACAAAACUUGCCUGGAGAGGAUGUGCACGAGAAUGCAGGCGCCGAAGCUCCUCAACCCUCUGCCCCUGACGCCUCCAAGAUGGACUAUGUGAUGAACCCAUUCUAGAAGCUUACAUAGACACAACAAAGAACUCCUUGAAUGACCAAUUACCGGCACUUUUUCAAGCAACAAAAACGAAUCUCCCUAAAAAACAAAAAAUCGCAAAAAACAGUUUCGUAAAAAAUAGAGCUGCACUCACAAUCAAACCAGCAGAUAAAAACUUGGGUAUAGUGAUCAUGAACACCAGAGACUAUAUACAAAUAUGUGCAUCCCAAUUAGCGGACACCAAUACAUAUGUACAAGUAGACACCUUCCCAGCCACAACAAUCCACCGAAAUCUCCAGAACACACUAAUUGAGCAUUCAAGAGUACUGAAACCUCAUAAAAACCUCCACAAUUUUCUUCUACCGCAACCAAAUAAAACACAGACACCCAAAUUCUAUGGUAUACCAAAAAUCCAUAAAAAGUUCACCAGCCUACCACCAGUCCGCCCAAUAGUAUCCCACUCAAACUCGCUACUAGCACCAACGGCCAAGUUUAUCGAUCACGUCCUUCAACCUCUCGCCCGAUCACAUCAAGACUCCCUUCUCAACUCCAGCUCUCUCCUUCGUAUACUCCAAUAUAUGCAUAUCCCAGACGAUGCCUUUUUGGUCACAAUCGAUGUAGAAAGCCUCUACCCAUCAAUUCCGCAAAAAGAAUGCCUAGAAAUCAUCUACGAAGAAAUGCACGCCAAAAAACAUCUACUCCUGUUCGAUCCGAACCUAUUUAUUAAACUGCUGCACACCAAUGUCACUUCGAACUUUUUCGAAUUUGGGCCCAUCACCUUUAAACAAGUCAAAGGGACAGCGAUGGGAGCUGCUUUCUCACCCACCAUUGCAAACAUCUUUAUGUCCAUCAUUGCAUCCCAGCCCAAAAAACCACACCUCCUAAAAAGGUACAUAGACGACAUUUUUAUCAUUUGGGAACACUCCCUAGAAGACCUACUAAAUUUCCUCUCAGCACUCAACUGCUUCCAUGCAACACUGAGAUACACGUGGACAUUCUCCAAAACAUCAGCCGAUUAUUUAGAUAUAACCAUCUUUAAGGGUCUCGCUUUCCCAGCAACAAACCUGUUAGACACAAAAACGUUCCAAAAAACUCAAAACUUAUACCAAUACCUACACUUCAAUUCAUGUCACCCAAUGUCAACAUUCAAGGGCCUCAUAAUAGGAGAAUGCAUAAGAUACGUAAGAAUUAAUUCGUCAAAGGACAACUAUCUAGCGACCCUAGAACAGUUCAAACAAAGGCUAUACAAAAGACAAUAUCCCACAGCGCUCGUCAACAAAAUAACUCAAAAAAUCAAUCACGAACAAAGACGGAACUACCUGAAAGAACCCACCAUCGCAAAUAUCUCGAAGCCAAAACCAACUUUUAAGUGUCUGCCUCCACCACACUAUAAUGCUCUAAAGGCAAUCAUCCUACAACAUUAUCAUAUGGUUCAGAGAUUUGCACCAAGACCUAGAUUUAUUCCUCUAAGGCACAAAAAACUCGGAGAAGACCUAAUUCGUGCAAAAAUAUACCCCACAGAUGAACAAUUCGUUGACAUGGUACUCACCACCAGCCAAGAGUUCCACAGCCUCAACAGCACAUAGCACAAUGCUACAAGGCCAACACUACGCCCGUGUGAAACGUCAACCAAAACUUGUAAAAACAUCAGAUGUGCCACCUGUCAACACCUAAACUGUGAUACUCACUUCCGUAGUACCACCAACGGAAGGACACACCCUAUCAGACGAUCUUUCACAUGUAAAUCAUCCAACGUUAUCUACCUGAUUACUUGCAAAAAAUGUAAAAAACAAUACGUCGGUCUAACAACAAAACAACUGAAUUAUAGAAUCUGUAGACACCGAUCCAACAUCACCCAUAAUCAACCCAUCUACAUUAGCAGACAUUUCAAUUUCAAGGAUCAUAAUAUACACCACCUCGCCGUACAAGCAAUAGACUAAGCAGAUAAUCUAGAAGAACUAAAAAAGCUUGAACGCUUUUGGAUUCUCACAUUAGAUACUGUUGUUCCAAAAGGUCUAAACGUAACUAUCGGCCACGGUGCAUUGUAAGAUCUAUGAUUGAUUGUAUGUAUGUAUGUAUAUAUGUGCUAUAAUAAUGUGAAGACAAUUAAACAUGUAAACAACCUCUAAACAACCUCUAAAUAAGUAUACAAUAUGUACAUACUAGAUGGAGAAGGGUCCCCCACCACGCGGGGGGACCCUUCUCCAUCGGGGUCCCCCUGCCUGGUGGGGGAAAACACACACACACACACACACACACACUACUACAUAUUUAUUUUGACUAAUGCCUUGUGCUAACUCUAAGAAAUGUAAAGACUAUAUACACACACAUGUCACCUAAAUGUACAUGUAUAAGCAUUAAUUAAGCCUAUAAUACCACAAAAAUUAGAUAAGAUUUAGAUUUAAUCCCCAUUCCCGAAUCUCAAGGUCGGGCGUUCAAGUGCUUCUUUGUUUAUCAUUUGUCUGUGUUUUCUGUUUUUAAUUUUAUUUUCUGUCCCCUGUGCCCCCCCCCCAUUUGUUAUUGUUGACAAUAACCAGUACUGCCCACUUUGAAUUCAGACUAUAUAACCUAAGUCCUUUAGAUAAUAGCCACUGCAAAUGUAAGCUCACUUAAUUAAUAGGUAUGUCCACCCAACCCAUGGUAUAGAGUAACAAAGCCACUGAUAGGACCCCGUUGAGCAAAAGAAUAAACUACCCGCACUGAGCACUACAGAAUACAUGUACCCUGCAUACUUUUAAAACACCACAACCACGGUGUACGCCACAUACAGCUUCCAGAAUGCCCUCAAAACAUAAACUCAAACCAUUGCCUUACUACCAUAAAAGCAUACAAAACAAAAACCCCAAAAUAAUGAUACACCAAAAUUAAUGAAGAUAGUGAAAUUUACACAUCACAAUUAAGAUCCACAAGUACAUUACCACAAUACACAAACCUGCCCCAUUACAUAAAGAAACAUCACAUGAUAAUCCUAAAAAUAGUCUAUCAAUCUCCUCUCCACCUGGCCUACCUGAAAGAUGACAAGUGAACUAAUAUGCAGUACUGCUAAUGACAUUCAUGGUGUUCACAUACAGUCCUUCAUCAACAACAUAAUUUUAACAAAAAU